Molecule: messenger RNA, 4244 nt
Organism: Nerophis ophidion (straightnose pipefish)
Lineage: Eukaryota; Metazoa; Chordata; Actinopteri; Syngnathiformes; Syngnathidae
Product: zinc finger protein OZF-like
Exons: 3
Coding region: 778-2157 (459 amino acids)
Biological process (GO): regulation of transcription by RNA polymerase II
Molecular function (GO): RNA polymerase II cis-regulatory region sequence-specific DNA binding; DNA-binding transcription factor activity, RNA polymerase II-specific
Source: RefSeq, a predicted model, not a curated record
AAGCACGAUGGCGUCUGACGGAGAAGUCCUAAACGCGGGCAUUAUAUUUCUGUAUUCUUACAUAUAUGUUGUUUAAUAGAGUACACACGGUUAAUAAUUUUUUGUAGCCGGAUACAUUAGUCUGAGCGCACUUUGACACUUCUCCUGUAUGCUAGCUUCACUUAAGGUAGCUUGCAGCUAGUUUAGCAGGCUAGUUAGCUUAGCUUGUUAGCUGCUAACAAAGAGACGCGGAAGUUAUUUAAACAUCGCUAAGUAGGGAACUAAUGUGAGUGUAAAGUGUUGUGAUUGUGUGAAAAUGUGCGAAAGAACGAUAGCAAAGUACGAGGAGGAACUUUGUCCAACAAAAGAGGAGAAGGAGCGAGAACAUCAACUACUGGAUGUUUCUUAUAAGAAACAUCAUCAAGUUGUGUUACACAGAACAGGGCACUUGCCCUUCCUCCUGUGUCACUGGUCUGAUGUCUCUCCUGAUUGUGCCCACCUGUGUCACCCUCCUUCAUGUGUAUAUAGUCCUCGUCUUCCCCUGUCUUGUUGCCAGAGUAUGUGGUCUUGCCACGUACCGCCAGCCUUGUCCACGGCCUUGUCCACGGCCUUGUCCACGGCCUUGUCCACGGCCUUGUCCACGGCCUUGUCCACGGCCUUGUCCACGGCCUUGUCCACAGCCUUGUCCACAGCCUUGUCCACAGCCUUGUUCAAUGCCUUGUCUACAGCCUUGAACCAAAUUUGAUAAACGUCUGUGAAUAACAACUUCUGCCUGAAAAACAGGAGUGUGGCUUCAGUAUGGUGAAGGAGGAUCCUUCAAAGAGGAGGACCAGGUGCCACGGACCCUCUGGCGUCACCUUUUCCUCUUUGACACAGACCCUUCCCUGUAAAAAGGAAGACGAAGACUCAGUGACCCCCCACAUUAAAGAGGAAGCGAUGGAACACAGCAUCAGUCAGGAAGGAGAUCAUCUUGAAGGACCGGUGGAGUUCCCAGUGACUGGUGUCCCUGUGAAGAGUGAAGAUGAUGAGGUCAAAGGUGAAAGUGAGGAGAAGAGAGAGGCGGAGCCUCCAAGCAGCAGCUCAACACAACACAUGACAACAGAAGCUGAUGGAGACCACUGUGGAGGAUCACAAGCAGACAAGCUCUUAGCUCCACUAUCAGAUAGUGAGGACACAACGUCACACUCUCCUGACACUGAUGAUGAAGACUCUAAAGAUGAUAAGACAUGUCACACUGACAACACUCACUUCAAAUGUUGUCACUGUGACCAAAGUUUUAAAAACCAUAGUCAUCUGAAAAGACACAUGAGGACACACACUGGGGAUAAACCUUUUUCUUGUUCAAUAUGUGGCUUAUCUUUUACAAGGAAGGACAAUAUGAAAGAUCACACAAAAACACAUAGAAGAGAAAAAACGUUUUCGUGUUCUUUGUGUGAUUCGAGAUAUGCACGAAGUCGAGAUUUGAAAAAACACCUGAAAAGACACACUGGAGAAAACCUUUUUAAGUGUUCUGUGUGUAAUUCAAGUUUUGUCGAAGAUGAACAUUUGAAAAGACACAUGAGAACACACACAGGAGAAAAACCUUUCACCUGUUCCCUUUGUAGUAAAGGUUUUGCACAAAGCCACAAUUUAAAAGUACACAUGAGAACACACACUGGUGAAAAACCUUUUUCCUGUUCAACCUGUGGUAAAGGUUUUACACACAGUCAGAGUUUGAAAGAACACAUGACAAUACACAGUGGAGAAAAGCCCUUUUCCUGUUCAAUUUGUGGUGAAGAUUUUGCACGUCGAAAGUCUGUAAAAGUACACAUGAGAACGCACACUGGUGAAAAACCUUUUUGUUGUUCAAUCUGUGGUAAAACUUUCACAGAAAGUCGUUGUUUGGAUAGACACACAAGAUCGCACACUGGUGAAAAAGCUUUUUCCUGUUCAAUCUGUGGUAAAGGUUUUACAGAAAGUCAGAAUGUGAAAAGACACAUGAGAACACACACUGGUGAAAAACCUUUUUCCUGUUCAAUCUGCAACAAAAGCUUUUGUGAACGAUCAUACCUUGCAGCACACAUGAGAACACACACAGGUGAGAAAAUGUUGAGUUGCAGUGUGUGUGGUGAAAGAUUCUCUUCUAAGUACCAGUGUAAGAAACACAAGUGUGCUGGUGAGAACAGCAGCAGCAAAUGAAACUGCAGUAUUUGAAAUAAAUGGUCAAAAUUUUAACUUUGACUUUCUAACAACAUCAGCACAUAUUACAUGUGUGACAUUGUUGUAUGUGUAACAAUAUCUUUAAUAUGCUCCUACAUGUAUAGAUUAGAUAUUUUAUGUUAGUGCUUUUUUCAGUCGUGUACAUGCAUUAAUAUGCAACAAUAUUUAUUGUUAUUAAAAAUUGAAAAGAACGAUUUGACUGAAAAGGUGAGAGUAAACACUACAAUACAUAGUUUACAUACAGUAAACAUUUUUUGUGUAUAUACAUCCAUCAGAAAUGUUUUUGACUUAUUCGUAUUUGAGUUUUUAUAGGUAUUUGAAAUAUUGAAGUGUGACAUAAAUUAGCACCCUUAUAUGAUAUACAUAUUUACUGGUUCACAUCUGAAACAUCUUCUGGACCACUUCAGGAAGCAUAUUAUUAUUUACUUUAUACAUCAUUUGAACAGUUGUCUUUUAUUCACUUUUAAAAUGUGUAACUUAAUGAAUCAUUUGUUGGGUCUCUAUAAUCUAUUUUAUUAAUUAUCGUUAUUACUUUGUAUUAUGAUGAUUGUGUUGUGAUUGUUUUAUAUGUAUGUCCCCAGACCUUUAUGCAAUAUAAAAGUGACAGAAAACAACUGAAAUUGUUUGUGAUAGGAUGCUUUUGUUUUUACAAACUUGCAUUUGUGGGUAAAACAAAAACUCCCAUUAUUGUGUAUUAAACAUUUGUUUUUGUUGUUUUUCUUUUUGACAUCCCCAAAACAAUAUCAAUAUCAAUCAAAGUUUGGAGGGUCAGGCAAAAGCCAAUAUUGUACAUCAUCCCACACAUAUUUUCUUUGCAUACAUUCAUAAAAUAAGCUCUUUGUUUUGUUUCCCUAUCACAGAACGAAGUCUUGUCUUCAAUUGCAGAAGUUAUUUUAAGUGGUCAAUUUGGGGCUUUUUUUCUAAAUGAACUCCUUUGCCUUUGGAAGAAUGAAAACUUCCAAUGUAUGAUUUUUUUUUUCUUCCAGUAAAAUGUAAAUAGUAAAUAAUUAAAAAGAUGAUAUGCUGCAAUUAGAAUAGUUUAAACGAAAGCCUUUUUAAUUGUUUAAGACCUACUGAAAUUAGAUGUUCUUAUUUAAACGGGGAUAGCAGGUCCAUUCUAUGUGUCAUACUUGAUCAUUUCGCGAUAUUGCCAUAUUGUUGCUGAAAGGAUUUAGUAGAGAACAUCCACGAUAAAGUUUGCAACUUUUGGUCGUUAAUAAAAAAGCCUUGCCUUUACUGGAAGUAGCAGACGAUGUGCGCGUGACGGCAAUGGUUGUAGAGCUCCUCACAUCCGCACAUUGUUUACAAUCAUGGCCACCAGCAUAGGGUUGGGCAUCGAGUAUCGAGUAUCAAUUGGAAUAGGGACUAACUUUCCGAUUCUCCCGGAUUCGUUCAAAAGUUAAAAUUUCGAUUCCUAGUUUCGAUACCCAGUCCGGAGACCGGAAAAAAAUAAUAAGUCCGCCGACCCGGAAGAAGAAGCCGCUGAACACCAACAAAGAAGCGCCCACCGCCGGAAGUGUUAGCAUAGCCGAGCCUAUGUAGCCGAGCGAGUCAGUCAAGCAUGGAUAGCGGGCGUCGGCGGUCAAAAGUGUGGCUUUUUUUUACUAAAAAAAAUGAAAUAUCGGCGAAAUGUAACACGUGCGACAGGACUGUUUCGUGCUUAGGGGGGGUGCACGUCGAACAUGAUGAAGCACCUCCGAGUUCAUGGAGUACUAAUAAAUGUGUGUCCCGUCUUCGACAGGAGACACUAUCUGUCCAGAACGCUCACGCAUCCUGCCUGAGAAGGCGCAUAUGGUCAUUUUCCUAAACAAGAACUGUCUCUGAUUUUAUACUGUACCUGCUGCUAAUCUGGACUGGGUUUUGCAUGUUGUUUCUUAUUGUUUAUUUGCUUUUCUGCACCAGGCUAGCCCAUCAGUGGGAGCACGGCAACAUGUUCAAGUACCUGCAGCAUCAUACACUUGUGUGUAUAAAUGUGUUUUCAUGAGGUUUCCUGCAGCAUCAUACACUUGUGUGUAAAUGUGUUUUCAUGAGGUUUUCAAAAAUAAAGCUCUCUUGACGAAAGUGUA